GAAGCAUGACAACAUGAAACACCAAUUCAUUAUUAGCCCUGCUUUCACUAUCUCUUUCUCUCUCACACACACACACACACACACAUUUCUAGGGGCUGGCUCCCCUCCAGUCCAGAACUCCAAACCAGGUUUUAGCUGAUUACCAAAAGAGGGUCUUCAGGAAUCAACAAGUCCACAGGAGGAAAGUUUUUUUCAACCCAAAAAGAGAGAAAACAACGGAAGAAAAGAAAGGAGAGGAGUUGUCUGGGGAGUGGCAAGGGGCGUAAGUGGGUGGCUAACACCGAACAGACCACCAGAGACCCGAGUGAUGUUAAUGCGAGCCAAGCUGGAGCAAAGACAGAUCAGAACACCAACUGCAGUUUUGCCUUUUACGGUCCAGAAAUCGCGCUGUUCAUCCUUUUAAGAAUGAUGAAGAUGCAAAUCAUCGAGUGUAUCUAACGCACUAUCCAGGACCUGCCUCUCCUUUGCGCUGUCUUUGUGUGGAAGUGAGAGUGAGCAUGCCCCCGGGGGAAUGUGUGGCGCUCCCUCCGUGACCCUGCGCGCGUCCAGAUGUUUAGCCUUUUACUGACGGCCUCUGACAGAAUAAUAGCGGCAACCGAGUGGAGGGCAGCUGUAACCGUGUUCCACACCGAGGAUAGACUUUCUGUCGAAGGAAACGAUGUCAAGUUAAUCAUAGCAAACGCUUUGUCACACUUUAGGUAAUCAAGGUAAUAUAGAUUUGGAUUACUUUUAUGACAGAGUUGUAAGCAGUCUAAUUGCUGCCCGGGAAUGGAUUAUAUGUGGUUGAAGACCGUCCUAUGCCUGGAGAUAAGUGUGUGUGUUCUGUGGAGUGUUUCAGCGUCCCUACAGACCCAUUCCAGCCGGAACCACGAGAAUGUGAUGGACCUCCUGGCUGCUCUUAACAUGUCCCAUCCUAUCAAGGGAGUAUCUAAGACCGAGGGAAUGGAACCUGGAACUGUCGCUUUUAAAUUCCGCAUGCGUGCCCCCCACCUGACUCUCCCUCACCAAUACUCCCAAUCUCUGGCUUCCACACUACAAAGCAGCAUGGGGGUGUACCUAGUGGGGCGUCAGACGGAAAACUCCUCUGCCACCCUGCUCUCCUUCUCCUCCUCCUCUUCCUCCCUCCUCUUACAGCUCUCGUCGUCCACCCGCUCAAACUUCCUGCGUCUGGACUGCCAUGGCUGCCCGGGGCUCACCAGCGUGUUGUUCCCAGGAGGGAGCCCCUUCUUUGGGGGAGGCUGGGUGCGGGUGGCCCUGGUGCUGGAGCCCGAGCGCCUGGCUCUGUUUGUAGACUGUAGAGAAGCGGUGGUUUUGUGGAGGAGAGGAGGAGAGAGGAUCAAGCUGGAUCUACCCUCAGAUCUGGUCGUCACACUAGCCAGCACACAAGGGGACAGCCACAGCAGGUUUACUGGAUAUUUGCAGACGGCUGAGAUCUCCACCAGGCCCUAUCAGAAGCGUCCGUGGACCUGUGACAAUGUAACAGACAGUUGGAGUGAGAGGGGGCGAGGCCCCCAACAGGAGGUUGUCGAGGGCCAAUCCCAGCUCCAUCCCCUGGAGGCCAAGGAGCCCCAGGGUGACCAGCCCCAGAGAGGUGUGGUCCUGGGGCCUCCUGCACCCCCUCAAGUGGGGCUGCCUAGCCCCCAGGCCGUGGGCGAGGAGAGGCUGAAGGGGCUGGAGGAGAGGCUGGAGGGGCUGACUCGAAUGCUGGAUAUGGUCAAGGCCCAGAAUGUUUACCUGGAGGCGCGCGUGCAGUACCUGGAGGGCUGUGAGUGUGCGAGACGGCGGUGUGUGUGGGAGGGGCGUGAGCUGGAGGAGGGGCAGCGUUGGGAGACCCACCUGAACACUGUGUGUACCUGCACAUCAGGACAGGUCAUCUGUGAGGCUACCACCCAGGCCCCUCCCCUAGACGCUUGUACGUCCUCGCCCUGCCGCAACGGUGGGACGUGUCUGACCAAUGAAACCACAGGGUUCCACUGUUCCUGCCCCGGGCACACCACAGGACCUGUUUGUGAUAGGCUGCUGAGACAGGCUUGUUGGCAGCCCAGACCGCAGGGCAGCUGUGAGGGUCACAGGUCACCGCGGCAACGCUGGUCCUUCAACCCCACCUCUGGCCUUUGUGAGGACUUCCAAUACUGCACAGGAAACACCACCAACAACUUUCUGUCUCUCAGUGCCUGCCAAGAGCAGUGCCUGAUGGGAGCCUGCUGCUUCCGCCAGCCCAAACCUGGCAACCCUAUCAGCUACAAUGAACAGGACUAUGAUCGCCAUGGAUACAACGUGUCCAACCUAGAUGGCACUUUCAAGGAGUAUGGCUCCGAAUCCCAUGGUCAAGAAGAAGACAGUUUCCAUGGCAACACAGACUUGAACUUGACUUGGCUGGACCCUCAGAGAAAGAGAGACAGGAAGAGAAAGAAGGGUAGAAGAAGAGAGAGGCGCCUUGCCGGCAUGGAUUGCAUAGAGACAGAUGACGGCUUCUCCUACACUUGCGAGCACCUACCUCUGUUCAAGUGUCAGGCUCGGCUACGAGCCCUCCAGGGAGAGAGGGAGCCUGUGAGUUUCUCCCCUGGCAAGGAGUGCUCGGAGGCGGGCUGCGACGAGGGCUGCGGCUGCCUCUCUCAAGGCCGAGCUCGGAGGUACGGAGAAACCUUCAGGCAAGGCUGCGAGGAGUGCGUGUGCACCCAGGGCGGGAAGGUGGAGUGCACCUGCACGCAGGCGACGCAGAGGAAAGAGAUUCGCGACCUGACGCUAAGAGACAGGAAGCGCUAUCAGAGGGCCGUCAGGAUGCUCUGCUCCAGGCCAGGUGUGUGGGAGGGCUAUGCCCAGAUGAGAGCCGAGUUUGCCCCCCAGGCUGGAAACCACGCCUACUUCCUCCCCUGGCACCGCUACUUCCUCCGUCUGGUGGAACGUGAGCUCCAGUCCUUGUCGUCAUGCCAACUGGCUGUUCCCUACUUUGAGUGGACGGUCGACUCAGGCUCCCUGCUGUCUUCUGCUGCAUGGCAGGCUGGUCUCUUUGGAGGGGACGGGGCCCCUGGCUCCGACUGCGUCCCCCACCACCCCUUCCAAGGCAGGGCCUCGCGCUCCCGCUGGUCCCCCUGUCUCCGACGGAGCUUCAACACCUCGGUGUGGCUGCCAGACGCGAUAACCCUCCAGAAGCUGGUGAAUCAGGGAGACUUCCAGCUCUUCUCCCAGACCCUGCAGACCUUCUCUGGCCUCUUCAGACUCUGGCUGGGGGGCCACAUGGCCUCCCCCCUGGCUGCCUACGACCCCCUCUACCUCUCACACGCUGCCUUCCUGGACAAGCUGUGGACACAGUGGCAGGAGAGGCAUGGGCAUAGGCAUGGGCAUGUUUUGGAGAGGGGGAAGGCUCAUUUGCGUGGCCAGUACUCUGCCCGCCGGGGAAAUGUCCGUAUGAAACCAUUUGGCGUUUCCCCUAACGACGUGAUGUCAUCAAAGGAACAGCUGUGCGUGGUGUAUGUACCCAUAACCCUCGGCGCUCCCUGUAAUGUGACCGCCUCACAGAGACAACCCCAGCAAGGCCACAACACAGACGCCAGGCCGCACAACGAUAACAAACCGCCGUCUAAUUUCAACCAUGUCGGUUUGGACCAUCAUGGGUUCGACCACGGUGGCUAUGACGUCAGUGGUUUUGACAGCAGUGGCUGGGACCGCCAAGGUUAUGACCAGGAUGGUUUUGACCACGACCAUAUUGACAGAGAAGGAUAUGACGUUUCCGGGUACAACCGCUACGGGUUCAACCGCUCCAACCUCACGUGGUUUGGGAUGAGGUGGGACGGCACGUUUAUGACCAAGAGGGACAGAGAGGAUGGAGAGGGAGAAAAGGACGAGGAGAAAGAAGGCGAUAGAGAGGAGAGAAGAGAAGAACAGAGAGCCAAGGUCAUGUCAGAGCUCUUCGCGGAUGGCGGCUACAGCACUUACGCUUUUGACCCUUUUGGUUUGGACCGUGGCGGUUUCGAUGCGUUUGGGUUUCGACCAGACGGUUACGACAAAGACCACUGCAACUGGUUCUUUAAUGGACCACACUAUCUACGCUUCUACUUCCAUACCAUGCAACAGUUGAGCUCGACCAAUCCCCACUCUCUUAACCACAUCACACGUACCUGCCCCCCUAUCACCUCCCUUCCCGGGCACUGGCUCAGUCAGGAUUGGAUGGCUCUAGACCCUAAGCAAGGCUAUGCUCUCAUUGGUCAGCCACAGAGGGAGUGGGUAGAAGCGAAACCUCCUAAAGGCAAUCCAUCCAUGGUGACAUCACCAAGGCCAGUGGAUGUCUGGCUGCCUAUCACCCCUGACCGCAGGUUUUGUUUUGAGCUGCACUGGUUUUCCGGCUGUCCUCUUGGCUCCGCCCCGGUGACCUGUCCUGAACUUUGCCGAGAGGCCCGUUGCCGUGGUUACCGCGAGGCGGAAUGCCGUGUGCGUAGCUGCGGUUCCUGCUUCAUAGAGUGGUUGGAUCCAAUCAGCGGCAGCCAUGUCAUAUGUCAGGACUGGUGUUGUCAUGUGGACGGCCAGCCCCAUAAUACCUCCUUCAACACCAUCGACGGUUGUCAGACCUGCGACUGCAACGGUGGUAAUAAGCGGUGCUCCACCCCGCCCUGCCCCUCGCUCGACUGCGGGGAACAGGAGACGCCCCCUGGAGAGUGCUGCCCUCGCUGCAGGGGAUGUGUCCAUACCGGCAUCAGGUACGACCACGGGGCCAGGUGGAGACCGGUGGAGAGCCUGUGCAGUGUCUGUGACUGCGAGGAGGGUCGUGUUCGGUGUGAAAAGGAGCAGUGUCGCCCCACCUGUAAGAACCCCGCCUCCCCGCCCCCCGACUCCUGUUGUCCUGUCUGCCAUGGCUGUGGGCUGAAUGGCCAUGACUUCCCCAAUGGAGCAGUGAUCCCAACAGGAGACCGCUGUCAGGAGUGUGUGUGUGUGAAUGGAGAUGUGGUGUGUUCCCCGCUCCACUGCCCCACCCCUGCUUGUCAAAACCCUGUGCAUCGCCCCGGAGACUGUUGCCCACGGUGUGAGCCGUGUGACUUUGACUCUCAGGUGUUCCUGGAUGGACAAACCUUCCCCUCCAGGACAGAUCCAUGCCUACGCUGCCAGUGUUUAGCCGGCCUGGUGUCGUGUGAGAGGGUGGACGCCUCGUGUCCCCCUCUGUCCUGCAGCCACCCAGCCAAGACCAGCGGACAAUGCUGCCCCACCUGUGACAGGUGUGAAUAUGAGAGGAGGCUGUUUGAUAACGGGCAGGUGUUCGUCCCAGCGGGCAGCGGGCCUUGUCUUCAGUGCAGGUGCAAGGAUGGCUACGUGAGGUGUCACGAGGAGAGGUGUCCGCCAGCGCUGUGCUCCAACCCUGUCAGAGACCCUCAGCGCUGCUGCCCCAUCUGCAAAGUGUGUGUGUCGGAGGGGGUGGAGUAUGAAGAGGACUCCCACUGGCAGCCAGAUGGCCCCUGCUCCACCUGCUCCUGUCAGGACGGCGAGGCGGUGUGCACGCACACGCAGUGUCCCCCGCUCGCCUGCCUACACCCCACCAGGAGCAAAGGCUCCUGUUGCGCUGUGUGCGAGAGCUGCUCGUUCAACCAGCGCAUCUAUCGAAACGGACAGAGCUUCUCCAACCCUGACAGACCCUGUCAGACCUGCAGCUGUGUGGAUGGUACAGUGAAGUGUGACAGAUCACCUUGCCCACCGAUGAACUGUUCGAACCCAAACACUCCUCACGGAGAGUGUUGCCCUAAAUGCCCGGACUGUUCCUUUGAGAAUCGCGUGUUUGUGGAUGGUGAGGCGUUCCCCAACCCUGUAAGUGCGUGUGAGGACUGUGUGUGUGAGGAAGGGCGGGUCCAAUGCCACCCCUCCCAAUGCCCCCGCCCUCACUGUAACGCCCCCCUCCCUGGAACCUGCUGUCAGAACAACUGCAACGGUUGUCGUUAUGCGGGAAAGGAGUACCCCAAUGGACAGGAGUUUCCACACCCUUCAGACAAGUGCAGGACAUGCCACUGCAUAAAUGGUAACGUUCAGUGUUUGAUGAAGAGGUGCCCCCCACUGCAGUGCUCCAACCCUUACAUGCAGCCUGGAGAGUGCUGCCCCCAGUGUCCAGCUCCCCCUUCAGAUUGUGUUUACGAGGGUGGACCGUACAGACACACACAGCGCUUCUAUGACCUCGCCGACACCUGCCGAUCAUGCCUGUGCACCAACGGGACUGUCCACUGCCAACGCAAGCCCUGCCCCCUGGCCACCUGCUCUCACCCAAUCACACAGGAGUGCUGUCGGACAUGUGAUGGCUGCCUGUACGAGGGCCAGGAACACGCCAACGGGGCGUCCUGGAGGGACGUGUCCGACCCGUGCGGAGUGUGUGUGUGUCGCGAGGGCUCCGUCCGCUGCGAGAAGAAGCCCUGUCCACAAGUCCCCUGUGCCUUCCCCGUGCAGGGCGAGUGCUGCAUGGAAUGUCGUGGCUGUCUGUUCCAUGGUCAACUGCUUCCCGACAGUUUUGAGUUUGUCUCUGAGGAGGACCCCUGUUCUGUUUGCUCCUGCGACCGAGGGGACGUCCACUGCACUGAGCUGUACUGCUACAGCCAAUGCACACACCCCUACAGGCCUGCCGGAAGCUGCUGUGGGGAGUGUAAUCGCUGUUUCCAUAACAACGUGAUCCUCACCAGUGGUCAGUCCAUCACUGACCCCAGUAACCCCUGCUCAGAGUGCACCUGCCAGGUAACACACACAUAUACACUUACAUUUACACAAACACACACACACCACACAAAUGAUAGAUCACCAGCAUUGACGGGGGAGUCAGGUGAUGUGAUGCCUGACGGGGAACAGCACCUGAGGUGUUAUCGUAAGCAGUGCCCCAGCCUGGUGGACUGUCCCAAGAACAACAUCUUGCUGUCUGGGAGCGACACCUGCUGCCCUGUCUGCGCCCAGCCCCUUAGUAACUGCACAGCCACACUGAUUGGAAACGAGGUCCUGGCCACAGAUGACCCAUGCUUCACCUGCCAGUGCAAGGACCUGACGUGGACAUGUCUUCACCAGGGCUGCCUGCCGCUUAACUGUCCCCCCGAUGAGCAGUUCACCCCCCCAGACUCCUGCUGUCCUGUGUGUGAUGAGUGCGUGCUGGAGGGAGGCAGCAAGCGUGUGUCCAAUGGAGAGAGCUGGACUGACAUCGAGGACGAGUGCAUCACGUGCACCUGCAACCUGGGCUAUGUGGAGUGCAGCAUCACGGAGUGUGCGUCCACCGUGUGUCGGGACGGCCUGGUGAGAGUGAAGACUCCUGGGAAAUGCUGCUAUGAAUGCCAAGACUCGAGCGUGCCGUGUGUGUACCAGGGCUCAGUCUUCCUGUCCAGUGAGCAGUGGGAAGUGGAUGAGUGCACCAGCUGCACCUGCGUGUCUGGAGACGUGCACUGUCACAGCGAGCGCUGCCCCCCCACCGCCUGUAGACCAGAUGAGACCCCUGCGGUGGUCCCAGGUGUGUGUUGUCCCCACUGCCUGCCCCGGCCAGCCACCUGCAUAGCAUUCGGCGACCCCCACUACCGCACGUUUGAUGGACGCAUGCUGCACUUCCAGGGGGCGUGCACCUACGUGCUGGCGCAGGACUGUGAAGGCGGGGACUUUAGUAUCCAUACGACUAAUGAUGACCGCGGCCGUAAGGGAGUAUCCUGGACCAAGGAAGUGACCGUCUUUAUAGGAGAUGUUGUGGUGCAGCUACUCCAGGACUGGAUAGUGAAGGUCAACUAUGAGGCGGUGACCCUGCCCUUCCUCAGAGAACCCUACAUCUACAUAGAGCGCCAGACCAACACCAUCCUGCUCAACACCAACAUUGGCCUCAAGGUGUUGUGGAGUGGUCGUUCUCACCUGGAGGUGAGCCUUCCUGGCUCCUACAAGAAUCACACCUGCGGCCUCUGUGGCAACUUCAACAACUACCCUCAAGACGACCUCCGCACCCCCAGCCGACAGAUCAGCCAAUCAGAGGCCGCCUUCGGGAACAGCUGGAAGGUGGAAGGUAGCAACCAUAGCCUAUCCUCCUGUCGCCAUGGAGAAGAUGUCAACCCCUGUAAGGACGCGGGCUACCAAGCCAGGAAGGGAGCGAACGCCCGCUGCAAGGUCCUAAAGUCCUCGGCGUUCACGCCGUGCCACCGCGUGCUGCCCCCGGAGGCCUGGUACGGAGCCUGCGUGUAUGACCUGUGUGCCUGCGGGGCCAACGCUGACGAGUGUCUGUGCGACACUCUGGAGGCCUACGCUGGCCAGUGCAGAGAGGCCGGGGUCAUACUGCAGUGGAGGGGCCCGUCAUUGUGUGCGGUGGGGUGUCCUGUGGAGAGGGGCUUUGUGUUUGACGAGUGCGGCCCCCCAUGCCCGGUGACCUGUUUUAACAAGAAUGUGCCACUAGGGGUGAUAGAGAGCCACUGCUUCAAGCCCUGUGUGCCAGGCUGCCAGUGUCCUGCUGGCCUGGUCCUGCACAACGGCUAUUGUAUACCAGCAGAGAAUUGUCCAAAGAUUAUUCAUGGCAACCCCUAACACACACACUCAUACACACACCUUUCAAAUUUACUGUAACUAACGUACUGUACCUCCCCAGCCUACCUACUUCAGCAUGUGCUAAUUACGGGAGCCGUUGAGGAUAUUGGGACUGACAGAAAAUAUAUAUUUGGUUGUUUUUUUUAUAAAUGUUAUGAAUAAAAUGUUAAUGUUAAGAUAUGAAUUAUUAUUCGGUGCCUUGUGUGCAAUAACAGAGGUGUUAUUAUUAUGCUUUGUUGGUGGGAUUUCACUUCAUGUUCUUCUGUCCUUCUAAAAAUAAAAGUUUCACAAAUUUGGUGCUAAA
This is a messenger RNA of Hypomesus transpacificus, 8803 nucleotides long. Its product is annotated as kielin cysteine rich BMP regulator. NCBI's taxonomy places the organism in Eukaryota, Metazoa, Chordata, Actinopteri, Osmeriformes, Osmeridae. The transcript is spliced from 43 exons. The record is from RefSeq and is a predicted model, not a curated record. Gene Ontology annotation, molecular function: oxidoreductase activity; protein binding; serine-type endopeptidase inhibitor activity. Bases 769 to 8499 code for a protein of 2576 amino acids.